Molecule: messenger RNA, 1505 nt
Organism: Teleopsis dalmanni
Lineage: Eukaryota; Metazoa; Arthropoda; Insecta; Diptera; Diopsidae
Product: protein mab-21-like
Exons: 4
Coding region: 287-1420 (377 amino acids)
Source: RefSeq, a predicted model, not a curated record
CAGUAUGUGGUAACAUCACGAUCAGUUCAACAACGAAAUAUGGUUUUAUUUACAUUUUUAACUUUACUUGACUUUUACUUGAAAACUAUGAGUACAGACCUUAUAUUCGACGCUAGACAUUUAAUAGUAUCUUAUCUAGAUCGCUGAUAUUGUUGUACUACAACGUGACAUACUGUAUAUAUAAAAAGGGACUGCCCGGAAAACUUCGACAUUGCUUAUAAUCUUUUGUAGCAUACAAAUCACUUAGCCGAGUGACUUUAUUAAGAGGUUGUAAUAAUUAAGCGUAAUGGAUAAUUUGGAGAAUAUUUUAAAAAAAAUUAAUUUAUUUAUCAACAUUGAUAAAGAACGAAAUGUAUACACAAAUCAUUUUAAUUGUUUAAGAAAAGCUAUUUACGACAAAUUGAGGGAAGAUGAUGUGUUUAAAAGUUUAUCUGCAGGGACUGUUCUAGAAGGCAGCUAUGGCGAUAACUUAAAAGUGAAAAGUCCUGACGAAUUCGACUUAGUUUUUUAUAUAAAGUUCCCAGAAACGAAGUCUGUGACUAUUAAAAAAGAUUCUCAGAUUGCUGGAAAUAUUUUUAUUGAUACGACAGCUGUAAUAAAAAUAAUCGAGAAACAGGUGCACCAUGCAAAUACGCUAAAUUGUAUUAAAAAAAUGGUUACUAAAGAUAAUAAUCUGAUCAUUGAAAACAUGCAUGCAUGGUUGCAGAGUUUAUUUCAAAAGACAAUGAAUAGUUUGCAAGAAAAAAUCAUUGUUAAUGAAGUUGCUUCAAAGUUGCGUUACAUCCGUUGCGGUCCAGCGCAUACUAUUAAAGUAACCGGACCAUGUACGUAUUCAGUUGAUUUCGUACCGGCAAUUUUAUUGGAACCACACCAAGAUAUUUCGGGAAAAAAAAUAAAAUCUAACUGGCAAGCUAUACCGAAACCGUUAAAAACGGCUUCGAAAAAACCCCAAAUAUCAUUUCGCACAUCGUAUUAUCAAGAAGAAAAUCGUAUAAUUUCGAACAAAAAUAACUUAAAAAAUGUUUUAAGAUUUAUGAAAAAAUUUCGCGAUACACAUCCAAAUAUGUCGAAUUUAAAAUCCUACUAUAUUAAGACUAUUUUUCUUUGGAAAGCGCAUAGUAAAAAUAACGAUAAUAAAUAUUGGAAUAAUUCUUUAAGUGACAUUUUACUAGAAAUGUUUACAGAGCUAGAACUUCAUCUAACAAAAAAAAAAUUACCAUACUAUUGGGAUGCAAAAUUGGACUUAUUUAAACAUUUGCAACUAUCACAAUUCAAUGAAAUGUUAAAUUGUACGAUGAACGCAAGAAAAACGUUAGCACAAGCAAAGAUGAGUAUGACACCGAAACUACAAUUUCAGACUUAUGCUGUUUUCUUGAAUGAGAAAGAAAGGCAAGAGACUGGUAUUGAGGACCCGAAAUAAAUAUAGCGCAACGUAUUUUUUUGUUACAAAAUAUAACGGGAGCUGUUUAAAUGAUUUGUGUGUAUUUUAAUUUUAAUAAAUAAUG